This is a messenger RNA of Rhopilema esculentum, 2530 nucleotides long. RefSeq names its product serine/threonine-protein phosphatase PGAM5, mitochondrial. Gene Ontology annotation, biological process: peptidyl-threonine dephosphorylation; positive regulation of mitochondrial fission. The record is from RefSeq and is a predicted model, not a curated record. Lineage: Eukaryota; Metazoa; Cnidaria; Scyphozoa; Rhizostomeae; Rhizostomatidae. Gene Ontology annotation, molecular function: protein serine/threonine phosphatase activity. Gene Ontology annotation, cellular component: mitochondrion.
GGUAGUGUUCAAAGUCCAAGUUGUUAAUGGGACAGGUAAGGUGGCAAAUGGAAGGUGACAUGUUGUGAAAAAAAUUGUUGCUAAAAACCCGGCAAACAAUUUGUGAUCUUAGUCAAAAGAUUUAAAUUGUAAUAGCCGUGAAAUUUUGCUAUCAAAAUAUUGCCAUUGCAUCCAUGCUAUAAGGUCACUUAUUUUGUUCAUAUUUUUAAUGGCCUAGCCUAGAUCCGUAUCUGCGAGAGGCCACAACAAGGUUUUGUUUGUUGACCACAAUCAGGUAAAGAAUGGCUCGCUUUCGUGCAUCCUUCGGACGAAUUUUAACAAUUGGUGGAUUGACGGCUGCUACAAGUUCUGUGGCUGUUUACAACGCAUUUGUAACUGAUAGAGCCUCAGCACAAUCUCCGAUAUUAGAUGCCCCGGUUGAAACUCUCGAAGAACGACUGAAAGCAAAACAGUGGGACUCUGAUUGGGAUAGGAGGAAUUUCGGCGAUAUAAAAAGGAUAAUCGCGUCAAAAAACCUAAAUGUGAUUGAUGAUACUGUGUUGAAAAAGAAUUUUUCAGUUGAAAGUGACAGCUCGAGCGGUGAAGAAGAUGCAACAGAAGAUAAGAUAAAAAAGCCAAAAGCAACCAGGCAUUUGAUAUUUGUUCGCCAUGGGCAGUAUAACAGUGGUAAAAGUGAUGACGAGAAAACAUUGACUGAUCUUGGAAGAAAGCAAGCAAUUAACACUGGCAAUAGGUUGAAGUCCUUGAACAUAAAGUUUGACAGAAUAGUUCAUUCCACCAUGACAAGGGCCAAGGAAACAGCAGAACUAAUAAAAGAAAGUCUGGAUGAUGUAAGCUGUGAGAGUUGUUCUUUGCUGAGAGAAGGAGCUCCUUGUCCCCCAGAGCCAAGCUCAUCUAGUAAUUGGAAACCUGAGCGUUGGGAGUAUUUUCAAGAUGGUUCAAGAAUAGAAGCAGCAUUUCGUAAAUACAUCCACCGAGCAGAUGUCAAGCAAACAAAUGAUAGCCAUGAGUUGAUAGUUUGCCAUGCCAAUGUCAUUCGAUAUUUUGUUUGUAGAGCUCUGCAAUUUCCACCAGAAGGAUGGCUUCGAAUGAGCAUUGCCAACUGUGGUCUAACUCAAUUGACAAUCAGGCCAAAUGGAAGAGUCAGUUUGAAGUCACUGGGGGAUGCUGGUCACCUUCCACCUGAUCAGAUUACUUUCAAGUGAAUUUGAAGUAGUAAUUUGAUUACACCCAAGUUAAUUUGAAAUAAUUUGUAAAUAUUUUGAUUUACUGGUUUCAUUCUCAUUCACUUUUUGCAGGCCGGUACAAUUAAAAAGAGCAAUAACUUAGCUUAUUGAAGGAAUACACAAUGCAUCAGAUACCCAGGUUUAAGUUUAUAUUUUGUGUACUCUAAUGUCAUGAGUAAAUGCCCCCUUCAUCUUUAUUUGUUUUUGGGAUUUUUUAAGACCCCUGCGCAUUAUUUCAACUCUUUUUUCAUCAACAAAACCUUUCACUAAAAUUGAAAAUUCUAAGUUCCUUAGCACGCCUUCUGCAAUACUUAAGUUCAUAAGGGGUCCCCCUGUUUAUUAACUUUCAUUUUAAUAAUAACAUUAUUUCCAUAUUGUAUUGCAGUAUUGCAUUUAUGAUGCCUAAUAUUUUCCCAUGUUUUGUCACAAAUUUCUCCUGUAAAUCAAAAUUGAAUCUGAGAUUUGAACUACACUUGUGUAUCAGUAAACAGUACAGCAUUGUGAUACAGUAGGAUCCUGACUAGUUCAUUUGAUGUUUCUUCUCAAGCAAUCAUUUAAUUGCAUUCUGGUGUAUCUAGUGUCUGAAAAGUUUCAAUUACCUUUGAGCAGUUACAUUAUGUUAUAAAAAUUGUAUAGUGCAUUGAAAAAAGGAGUUGAGGUAAGGAUUAGGAAGUGAAAGGUUAUUGGUGGUGGAGUAAUGAGUGACUUGUGUUUAGAUUUUGUUGAUCAUUAAAUGUUUCUGAAUAACUAUGUUGGGAGCAUAUCUGUCAAUGCUUUAAAAAUCAAUCUUUUAAAAUACAGUAAAUGGAAAAUUUUUCCAUUUUUUUCUCAAAUAAUUCUAAAUUCAUUCUCAAAUUAAGCUUCUACAAUAGAACUAUUUACAUUUUGCAUCCCAGGCACAAUUAUGUGCAUAUUCACUUUCCUCACAUUUCUUAUGCAAAUGGGUUGUUUUUUUAAAAUUAUCAAUAGAAAUGAAAGAAACUUUGCUAGAGCAGAACUCGGUCUUUAAUGCCACUUGUAAGGGAGAUAAUUUGCUCAAAACAAUGCAUUGCCACAAAAUUGUUCAAGCUAUAUUUGGCAACUUAAACCACAGUAUCUAGUUUCCCUAAAUCUAGCUUUGAAAAACUGAGUUAUUAUCUUGUUUUUUCUUUUUGACAAUGCAGUUGUGAUUUCUUUGGCAUUCAAGAAUAAUAUUAUUCCAAGACAACUGCUUAUAGCAUAAACUUAACUCAAGCAUUAGAACUGUACAUACUUUUGUGUAGAUGAUGAUAAGAUACAUUUUUAUAAAUGUUGAUAUGAUCUCA